Molecule: messenger RNA, 1068 nt
Organism: Pochonia chlamydosporia 170
Lineage: Eukaryota; Fungi; Ascomycota; Sordariomycetes; Hypocreales; Clavicipitaceae
Exons: 2
Coding region: 1-1068 (355 amino acids)
Source: RefSeq, a predicted model, not a curated record
AUGGCCUGCUACGUAAAAUUCAAGGCGGAUACGGAUAUUGGAGGCUUUGGAGUCAUGAUAUCCUUCUUAGUCGUCGCUUGGACAAGCACGUUCUUCUCCAGCUUCCGCGCGGUGUACCAGCUGCGCGAGUGGUGGUGCUAUUCCAAGAGCACUGCGGUAUCACAUCGACAGAGAGCUGAACUCACCAGGCUUAAGGAAAGGGUGGCAAGCUUCGAUCCGGUCUUGCUUUCUUUAUGUGACUUGCAAAUAGCCACUGGGCUAGGAAUUGUGGUGGCCGGGUUUUCGCAGAUUAGGACAAUGACGUACUACCAUGGACAGCUCGUUCAAAGCUACUGGUUUCUUACGACAUCAUCCUUCUGGGUGAUACGUGUCGGGAACAAUGACGGCAUUAGUGCCCGUGCCGUGGCGAUUGUGAUCAAUACUAUAAUGGGCAACGCAUUCAACGCGUACACGACGACGACCCAACGGUCCAAUUGGCAUGAGGUUGGCGAUGCCGGGUUCUGCUUUCGAUGGUAUGGCUUUACAUCGAGUUGGCCGUGGGGCUGGACCAUUUUUAUCAGCAUUUAUAUCAUUGAAAUGAUGCUGGAGAUGUCAACUAGGACGAGAGAGUUGCUCAAGGCUGGUUUCGACAAGGUAGACAAAUUGGGGGUGAGACUUCGCAGGCAGUACAGCGAUAGCUUGUACCAACUUAGAGACGAGCGGACUGCUCAGAAGGCAUUCCUUUUUGCCGUAGCCACAGUCACGUCGCUGGUUUUCUGGGUUGGCCAGCUCUUUGCGGCGCUCUUUGUGGACAAUGGCCCCUUCUUUCCAUUGAGAUUUGUGGUAGGCGUUGCUUUGAGUGCAUGGGAGACAUGUGAUGUUAUUUUGUUGAGGGUCUGGAACGACGAGCUACUAGCGGACGAUGAACGCAAGAUGGGAUUUGGUCAGGUCCUGCCGUUAACGUUACUCUUCUCUAUUGUCCUGGUUUUAACAGACAUCUGGUCGGAAAAACGGGAUCGAACGUCAUUGAGUCGUGCCGACAGUCAGUCUCAACGUGGCAGGUUAUUGGCUAUUGUCGACGAGGCAUAG